This is a messenger RNA of Acomys russatus (golden spiny mouse), 2628 nucleotides long. RefSeq names its product ecotropic viral integration site 5 like (gene Evi5l). The coding region runs from base 187 to 2628 and encodes 813 amino acids. The transcript has 20 exons. Lineage: Eukaryota; Metazoa; Chordata; Mammalia; Rodentia; Muridae. The record is from RefSeq and is a predicted model, not a curated record.
GUGACGGCCGCGGUCCCCGGGGGUGGCUGAGUGAGAGGGGCCGGGCCGCCAGGUUUGCGGGACCCCAGGGCAAACGCGACCGCGGGCGGGGCAUCGGCGACGCAGUGCAGGGACCGCGAAGCUCGGCGCGGCGAUGGCGGCGCUCUUGGUGCAGAUAGAGCUGUAACCUGGCUUCCCUCCUGGCUAAUGAGCCUGCCCAUCAUGGCGAGCCCCACUCUGAGCCCCGACUCCUCAUCUCAGGAGGCCCUGUCAGCACCCACCUGCUCCCCAACCUCUGACUCCGAGAACCUCAGCCCAGAUGAGCUAGAGCUGCUGGCCAAGCUUGAAGAGCAGAACCGGCUCCUGGAAGCCGACUCCAAGUCCAUGCGCUCUAUGAAUGGCUCCCGGAGGAACAGCGGCUCCUCACUAGUAUCCAGCUCCUCAGCCUCCUCCAACCUGAGCCACCUGGAGGAGGACACGUGGAUUCUCUGGGGCCGCAUUGCCAACGAGUGGGAGGAGUGGCGACGCAGGAAGGAGAAGCUACUCAAGGAGCUGAUCCGCAAGGGUAUCCCACACCACUUCCGGGCCAUCGUUUGGCAGCUCCUGUGCAGUGCCACAGAUAUGCCUGUCAAAAACCAGUACUCAGAGCUGCUCAAGAUGUCUUCACCAUGUGAAAAGCUGAUCCGCAGGGACAUUGCCCGCACCUAUCCUGAGCAUGAGUUCUUCAAAGGGCAGGAUAGCCUGGGUCAGGAAGUCCUCUUCAAUGUCAUGAAGGCAUACUCCCUGGUUGAUCGGGAGGUGGGCUACUGCCAGGGCAGCGCCUUCAUUGUGGGCUUACUUCUCAUGCAGAUGCCUGAGGAGGAGGCCUUCUGUGUGUUCGUGCGACUGAUGCAGGAGUACCGGCUACGGGAGCUCUUCAAGCCCAGCAUGGCCGAGCUGGGUCUUUGUAUCUACCAGUUUGAAUACAUGCUACAGGAGCAGCUUCCGGACCUGAACACCCACUUCCGCUCACAGAGCUUCCACACAUCCAUGUAUGCAUCAUCCUGGUUCCUCACACUUUUCCUUACCACCUUCCCCCUGCCUGUUGCCACCCGGGUCUUUGACAUCUUUAUGUACGAGGGACUGGAGAUUGUGUUCCGAGUUGGCCUUGCCCUGCUGCAAGUCAACCAGACAGAGCUGAUGCAACUGGACAUGGAGGGCAUGUCUCAGUACUUCCAGAGAGUGAUCCCCCACCAGUUUGACAGCUGCCCGGACAAGCUGGUCCUCAAGGCUUACCAGGUCAAGUACAACCCUAAAAAGAUGAAGAGGCUGGAGAAGGAGUACGCAGCUAUGAAGAGUAAGGAGAUGGAAGAGCAGAUCGAGAUCAAAAGGCUUCGAACAGAGAACCGGCUGCUCAAACAGCGGAUUGAGACCCUGGAGAAGGAGAGCGCGGCCUUGGCUGAUAGGUUAAUCCAGGGGCAGGUGACACGGGCACAGGAGGCUGAGGAGAACUAUGUCAUCAAACGAGAAUUGGCAGUGGUGAGACAACAAUGUAGCUCAACUGCGGAAGACCUUCAGAAGGCACAGAGUACCAUUCGGCAGCUGCAGGAGCAGCAGGAAAACCCUCGCCUCACAGAAGACUUUGUGGCCCACCUGGAGACAGAGCUGGAACAGUCACGGUUACGGGAGACAGAGACUCUGGGGGCCCUUCGAGAAAUGCAGGACAAGGUUCUGGACAUGGAAAAGAGAAACAGCUCGCUGCCAGAUGAGAACAACGUAGCCAGGCUGCAGGAGGAGCUCAAGGCGCUCAAGGUGCGGGAGAGCGAGGCGGUGGCCUCUGCAAGGGAACUGAAGCUGCAGCUGCAGGAGCUCUCAGACACCUGGCAGGCCCAUCUUUCCCGCGGUGGCCGCUGGAAGGAGUCCCCGCGGAAGCUGGUCCUGGGCGAGCUGCAGGACGAGCUCAUGACCGUGCGUUUACGUGAGGCACAAGCUCUGGCGGAUGGCCGCGAAUGGCGGCAGCGUGUGGUAGAACUGGAGACGCAGGACAACAUCCACCGCAACCUGCUGAACCGUGUGGAGGCAGAGCGCGCGGCUCUGCAGGAGAAGUUGCAGUACUUAGCCGCGCAAAACAAAGGACUCCAGACUCAGCUCAGCGAAAGCCGCCGCAAGCAGGCGGAGGCUGAGUGCAAGAGCAAGGAAGAAGUGAUGGCGGUGCGCCUUCGGGAGGCAGACAGCAUGGCCGCGGUGGCAGAGAUGAGGCAACGCAUCGCAGAGCUGGAGAUCCAGAGGGAGGAAGGCCGCAUCCAGGGCCAGCUGAACCACUCGGAUUCAUCGCAGUACAUCCGUGAGCUUAAGGACCAGAUUGAGGAGCUGAAGACCCAGGUCCGGCUGUUGAAAGGUCCACCAACCUUCGAGGACCCACUGGCUUUCGAUGGCCUGAGCCUGACAAGGCACCUGGAUGAGGACUCGCUACCGUCUUCUGAUGAAGAGCUGCUUGGUGUGGGUGUGGGCGUGGGUGCAGCCUUGCAGGACCCACUCUACCCUCUGUCGCCUAGGGACGCACGUUUUUUCAGAAGUCUGGACCGGCCGGCCAAGGACAGCGAAGGUAGCUCAGACAGUGACGCAGAUGAGCUGGCCACGCCUUAUAGCAACCAGGGCCUGGACAACUGA